AUGCAGCCGGACUCGAUCUCCCUCCCUCGCCGCCAUCAAGGUCCGCUCCCUCCCCCCGCUUCCCUCCCCGACCACCCCCUCUCCACCGAAACCCCCACCGCCAACGCCCAGCGCAAGAUCGGCAUCGCCGUCGACCUCAGCGACGAGUCCGCCUUCGCCGUCAAGUGGGCGGUCAGCCACUACAUCCGCCCCGGCGACGCCGUCAUCCUCGUCCACGUCCGCCCCACCUCCGUCCUCUACGGCGCCGACUGGGGCUCCGUCGACCUCUCCAUCGUCGACGCCGACAACGAGGAGUCGCAGCGCAAGCUCGAGGACGAUUUCGACACCUUCACCACCACCAAAGCCUCCGAUCUCUCGCAGCCGCUCGUCGACGCGCAGAUCCCCUUCAAAAUCCACAUUGUGAAGGAUCACGACAUGAAGGAGCGCCUCUGCUUGGAGGUGGAGCGCCUAGGGCUUUCCGCCUUGAUCAUGGGGAGCAGGGGAUUUGGGGCUACGAAGAGGGGGAGCGAUGGGAGGCUCGGGAGCGUGAGCGAUUACUGCGUGAGGCACUGCGUCUGUCCUGUUGUUGUUGUGAGAUAUCCUGAUGAGAAGGAUAAUGCUGAAGGGGCUGUUGUUUCCGUGGCGUCUGCGGCCGAGGAUGAGGAUGAGCCUGAGUAUCAUGAUGCGUCUGAUGGUAGAAAAGGUUUGCCCUCUCGUCAAUGUUAGGUUUGCUUUUUUCUAUUUGUACGCUUUCAUUGUAAAUUUGAGCUGUUUUUGAUCGAUGAAUUUGAUGAAUCAUAGCCAAUUCAGAUGGAAUUACUUA
Molecule: messenger RNA, 802 nt
Organism: Salvia hispanica
Lineage: Eukaryota; Viridiplantae; Streptophyta; Magnoliopsida; Lamiales; Lamiaceae
Source: RefSeq, a predicted model, not a curated record